CUUCGCUGCUACCACUGCUUAUAUUAGUCACUCGGCUUUAGCCGUUACUGUCUUUUAACGUUCAGUGCUCACCGCUCGAUAAACAAUGUGAAAGUCCCUUCGUGGUCGCCAGUGUUAACCUUUCCUGUUGUCUGCUUCCUGACCGUGGUCGGGAAGCACAGGGGAGAACCGUCUUCUCCAGGGCUAAAGUAGCUUCUGUUGUGUUCAUGUGAAAUAACUUUGCAGUAUUACAGGCUGUUCAUAAAAGAGUCCUACAGAGGGCGCUAUCCCAAAGCUGUAGCAGGAUAGGACCUAGAGCAUGAGAGAAGAAGUGAAGACACAUGCUAAUGAAUAAAGCUACAUCCUGCCUGUUCCAUUCUACUGUGUGGUGAAUGUCUAAUACCCACACACAACAAAGUGGCGACGAGGCAAGUAGUGAGGAAGAGAUGGCUCUACUUUCCUUACAACCUCCUGCGGUUUUCCUGGAGUGCCCGGGUGAACCAAAGAUCGCUUUUGAAGCGUGGAAAAAGUUGUACGACAACUAUUUGCUUGCUAUCGGGGGAAAUGGCUUUUCCGCCGAGAGGAAGAGAGCCUUGAUUAUUCACUGCUUGGGAACAGAAGGACAACGAAUCUACAGCACUUUGCCACUCGAUAGUGAUGACUAUACAGGGACUGUGAGUGCUUUGGAAAAAUACUUUUCUCCAAAAGUGAACGUUGUUGCCGAGAGGUACCGUUUUCGCCAGCGAGCACAAGCGGUGGGUGAGUCUACAGAUCACUAUGUUGCAGCAUUACAUGAGCUCGUUAAACAUUGUGGAUUUGGCAACAUGGAGAAUGAGAUGCUGCGCGACCAGAUUGUAGAAAAGACUAACAAUCCUCGAAUACGUGAAAGACUGCUAAUGGAGGAAAAUCUGACUCUAGUAAAGACACUGGAUAUAGCUCAGCGCAUUGAAUCUGCCAUAGCCAAUGCAAAAGCCAUUGCUGAUACCGACACUUCAAAAGAUGUUGCCGCGGUGCAUGUGAGGAAAAAGAGCAAUUUCAAAACAAAGCGGAGUAAGCCAAAGAUGGAUGGAAAAAGCAAUACAUGCUACCGUUGCGGGUCAGAAAACCAUCUUGCAAAUGAUAAAUCUUGUCCUGCUAAAGACUGUAAAUGUAAAAUGUGUGGAAAAAUAGGGCAUUAUUCUCGAGUUUGUAAAUCCUCUGCUAAGCCUGUAAAUGAAGUGUCCAAUAAGAGUGAUGAUGUGAUCGUGCCUGAAAUAACUGUCUUGGCUGUGAACAGUGGUAUUGACAUUUCUAAGCUAAUGUGUACUGCUACUAUUACUGCACCUACUGCUCAGGCCUGUGAUAUUGAGAUGCUUGUCGAUACAGGGUCAGGUGUGUCUAUACUGCCUAGUGAUGUGUACCGUAAACACUUUAGUUUGAGUAAGCUAAAUGAACCCAAAGUGCAACUGGUUACAUAUUCUAAGGAUAAACUGAAUGUGUUAGGGUGUCUUAAAGCUACAAUUACUUACCAUAACAAGUGUGCUACUACUGACUUUUACAUAGUCAAAACGGGAACACCAAUACUCGGUAUGGACCUUUUUGCUGCUCUUGAGUUAGAGAUAAAAGGAGGACAGUUGCUAUCUGACAUCUCUACAGUCAGUACAACCCUUCACCAAACCGAAGCCUCACCCAAACAAACAGUGAAAGCUCCAGUUGCGUUUGGAUGCGCAAAAGACUUUGUUCACAAAGUAAAAGUGCGACCUGAAGUCAAGCCUGUGCAACAAAAGCUCCGCCGCUUACCUCUCUCAGUGCGUGAUGCUGUAUCAAAUGAACUAAAGAACCUGGAAGAAAAUGGAAUUAUUGAGAGGAUUGACGCAUCUGAGUGGGUAUCCCCAAUUGUGGUCACCCAGAGAAAGACCGGUGACAUUCGUAUGUGCGUGGACUUGAGGGAACCUAACAAAGCUGUCAUUAUAGAUGGCCAUCCUCUGCCGUUGAUUGAGGACAUAAUGUCUGAGCUGCGUGGAGCUGUCAUGUUCUCCACUCUAGACCUCAAAUCUGCAUAUCACCAACUAAAGCUGCAUGAAGAUAGCAGAGGGCUAACAGCUUUUAUUACACACGAAGGCCUGUACCGAUAUUGCAGAGUUCCAUACGGACUUAGCUCCGCCCCUGCCGCCUUUCAAAAGAUGAUGUCAACGAUCCUCAGUGGACUGGAAGGUGUUCAGUGCUACCUUGACGAUGUCAUUGUCUAUGGAACUUCUGAAGCGGCGCACGAGGUAAAUCUGAAGGCUGUGUUACGUAAAAUAAACAACGCAGGCCUGAGGUUGAACAUGGACAAAUGCAAGUUUCGUCAAACUACUCUGAGUUUUCUUGGCUGCAAGGUCGGCUCAGACGGUCUGCUGCCAGAUGACUCUCACGUAGCUGCAAUCCUGAAUGCUCCGCCUCCUACUGACCUUGCUGCACUGCGCUCAUUCCUAGGGCUGACAACCUGGUACAAUAAAUUUGUGCCCAACUAUGCUGAUGUUGUGGAGCCCCUGAGAGUUUUAUUGCGAAAGAACAGUACAUUUCAAUGGAACGAUGAACGUCAAGUGAGUUUUGACCAAGUCAGACAGCUGAUUGUCAACAGCCCUGCACUGGCGCUAUUUGACCCUGCCAGGCCUACCAUAGUUUCUACUGAUGCUUCAGACUAUGGGCUUGGGGCCGUCCUUACUCAAAUGAACAACAAUGGUGAAGAACGUACUGUGGCUUUUGCCUCCCGCAGUCUGUCGGACGCAGAGAGGAAGUAUUCCAUUGUCGAAAAGGAAGCGCUAGCAUGCGUUUGGUCUGUCGAAAAAUGGCGAACAUGGCUCUGGGGAAGAAAAUUCCUUUUGCGCACUGAUCAUCAAGCGCUAACAACACUCCUCACGACCAAAGGAAACAACCGUGCUGGCCUACGGAUAGCCAGGUGGUCUGCGCGCCUGAUGGAGUUUGACUACAAUGUUGAAUAUAGAAAAGGUUCAUUGAACAAUGUUGCUGACUGUCUAUCAAGACUUCCACUGCCAGAGACAGAUCCUGCAUAUGCUGAAAAUGUGGAGUCUGUUGCAACCAUUCUCGCCGACCUAAGCGCUGUUUCUGAGGAUGAGUUUGAGUCCGCCUGCCGUGACUGCCCGGUGCUAAAAAAGCUGUGUGCACAGAUAAAAAGGGGCUGGCCGUCAAAGAAGAAAGCGGUUGAUCCUGAAUUACAGCCCUACUUCCUGAUUAGACAUGAGCUUGUGGUCAUAGAGGACUGUGUCAUCAGAGGUACUCAUCGUUUACUUGUACCUGAGUCUAUGCAGACAAGGCUCAUUGAUAUCCCUCAUGAGACACACCAAGGCAUUGUUAAGACUAAACAACGCCUCAGAGAACUAUAUUGGUGGUACAAGAUGGACUCACAAAUAGAGACAUUUGUUAAAAACUGUACGACUUGCCGUCUGAACGAUAAAACAACAGUGACCCAUGAUGCCCCGCUUCAUCCUGUGCCCCUGCCAGCCGCUGCCUGGGAGAAGGUUUCAGUGGACAUUGUGGGCCCGUUUGAGAUAGCACCUGCUGACUGUCGGUUUGCUAUAACACUUGUGGAUUACCAUAGCAAGUGGCCUGAAGUGGCUUUCGCUCCCCGUGCUGACACCGCUACUAUGAUCCAGUUCCUGUCCACUGUUUUCUCUCGAGAGGGGAAUCCAAAAGAGCUGGUCAGUGAUAACGGACCUCAGUUUGUCUCCACUGAGUUUGCUGAGUUUCUCAAGAGAAGGGACAUUACACACCUGAAAUCAUCUGUAUACUAUCCGAGAGCUAACGGGGAAGUAGAACGCUUUAACCGUGUUAUUAAAGACUGUUUACAGACUGCUACAAUCCAAAAACAACCAUGGAAAACAUUCCUGAGAACAUUCCUGAUGGACUACAGAGCGACACCUCAUUCCACCACUGGUGUAUCCCCUUCAGAACUGCUUCAUGGAUGCCGAAUGAGAACAAAGCUGGUGAUUAAAGAGAUGCCUGUACCGUCCACAGACGAGCACACUAUACGUGAAAGAGUCAAACAAAAACAAAUAAAAUCAAAACAAUACACAGAUGCUCACCGACAUGCCAAAACAACAGAAUUCCGGCCUGGUGACCAAGUCCGGGUUAGGAAACCUUGGAAAGUAAAGAAAGGAGAACUCAAGUUUACCAAACCAAUGACUGUUCUAGCCAGAAAAAGUUCUAACAGUUACCUGCUGGAUGAUGGAAGAGUCUGGAACGGCUCACGCUUAUCCGCAUUGGCAGAGUUGAACCCAGAAUCAAACUUGGACAAUGUAAUGAACUUUACGGAGCAUGCGACUGACGAACCACUUCAUCCUGAGUCUGGUUCUGCACUAAGACCUAUCAGGAUUAGAAACCCACCUAGUUGGACCCAGGACUUUGUCAUGUCUAAAUGAGGGCAAAAGAGUGUCUUAUUUGUUUAACAGUCUUAGUGUAGAUUCUGAGUUACAUACUAAGUACUGAACGCAAUAUGUAAAUGUUUUGUUGAUACGCUGAUAGUUCAUUGCAUAAGAAGUAUCCUUUGUUGAAAAGGGGAAGAUGUUGUGUUCAUGUGAAAUAACUUUGCAGUAUUACAGGCUGUUCAUAAAAGAGUCCUACAGAGGGCGCUAUCCCAAAGCUGUAGCAGGAUAGGACCUAGAGCAUGAGAGAAGAAGUGAAGACACAUGCUAAUGAAUAAAGCUACAUCCUGCCUGUUCCAUUCUACUGUGUGGUGAAUGUCUAAUACCCACACACAACAGCUUCCUUCAGGGCUAACUCCCCAGACUCGACUCCACACUUGUUGCGGCGGUGGCACACACAUCCACCAGGAAGACAGAGGCCGUCUUGCCGAAGAGAGGGGCUUUUAUUUUGACUACUGCACUGUUAUCAGCAACAUGCCAUUGCUCACUACCUGCCCCGGUCGCCGUCUCGGUCGUCUCUCAACUACGUCUUCUCUUACACACACCGAGCGCCCGCCCGCUCGCUCCACUCGUGCACCCGCAGCGCAGCUCGGCCACGUGCACACACUCACUCACCCGCAUUCACACACUGAGCUGCCUGAGCUACACCUGACAACAAGACACAUCCCAUAACACCGUCAUUUAAAAAAACAAGAAACUGUCAAAUGUGUUUUUGAAAAUUGCCAUUUCAAAACAAAUAUCUAUGGUACUUUUGCCUCUCAUAGGACACGAAAACACACUCCUCACUCACUGGAUGACUUCAAGGCUGAGCUUUUACACAGACAACCUGGAUGCUCAUUCCAUCGGUGGAUUUGUUGAGAGUUUCUCAAGUUCAUAGGUCUGUAGAUGGUGUCUUGGAGAGCGCUCCAAAUUUCAAGACUCUGAGGUUCGAACAGGAGCAUUUCCUAGCAGGACCAAAGAAGACCACACAGUGCAUGUUCAGAAUGCACAGUGAUAGCAAAACAAGAUGGCAGAUGAUAGAGCAAACAACAAGCGAUCUCGAGACGGAGGAGAACAUGGAGAUAUUUCCCCUGCUGAAAGAAUGCUGAAUGCAAUAUACAACAAGGAAAAGGAUUAUACUGAUUUUGAUGUUCCUGAUGUUCAAAUGGAUCAUCCGAAUAAACCUGCUGCACUUUGUGUCAUUAUUCAAGACCAUAUGAUUAACAAGCUUGAACUGCCUUGUGGAAUACCAGAGACAGUGGAUGAGCUACAAUCUAUUGUGCAACAAAAGUAUAGGUUGGAGCCAGGGAAGUUUACCUUACAUUACAAGGAUGUUGAUUUUGGAGGGGAGUUUUUUUCUCUUGUGUCAACAAAAGAUCUGAAAUACAAAGACACAAUUAAAGUUGUCCAUAUUGUUGAUCUCUCCUCAAUCCAAUUAGUUGUAACUGACCUGGAUAGUUCCAACACAAGUGUAGCCAGCUACAACUCAACUGCAGCCAGCAGUUCCACUACACCUGCGAGUGCUUAUUUAUCUGAAUCCAGUGAUACAGUGAUCCUGUCAUCACCUGAUCAUGGGAAUCUGCGCUCAAAGUGUUGGCCCUCCGAAUUUCCAAUACCACAUUUCCGCAAUGACACAGAACUUGUGCUAGCAACAGGUAACGAUGCCUUCAGUAAAGAUGGAUGUCCACUCAGCUCUACUGCCAUCCUGCCAGACAUCCUUGAGAGAUUAGCUGAAACCAUCUUUGAGUAUGUUGCAUUUCCUACAAGCGCACAGUUUGCUGAUUUAGCAGAGGCACUGAUUCGCAAACAUCCUUACCUGAAAGAACCAGGGUCCUACAAUGGAUGUUAUGGAUGGCAACAAAGACUGAAAUUUAAAAUGGGCAAUUACAGAUCAAAACUUAGGGGUCUUGGGUGCCCUGAGCUUGAUGUUAACUCCCUCCUGAAAAAGAGAUCCCCUGAGAGAACUCCUGCAAAGAAUCUGAAGAAAGCUCGGAAGGGUGAGGCAAAUUACCUACCACCUCUUCCUCAAGGAGCAACACAAGAAAGCCUUGAACAAGUAAGACUGGAGCUUCUAAGUGAGAUAAAGAAGAGAAAUAAUUCCCAGAUUAUCAGUGACAAAAUGGAAAAGACCUUUUCCAUUCGCAGACAAGAGAUUGUUACCCUGGCCCCACCUGUCAGUGACUUGAAGGAACGAUGGCCUACUCUAUUUCUUCCUGCACAGAUUAAGGAAGAAUAUAAAAGAAUCACCACUGCCAAUCUGGAGUCAAUUUUCAUGGCAAAUCUGGACCAGUGCAUACCAAGCUUGAUGCCGUCGGUGAUGUCAAGAGGAGGGGCUGCCAAAUAUAAGAUCCAGAAAAUUAUGAAACUUCUGAAGAACAACACCAUUGAAACUCGCAGAGAGGUUGCCAUUCGCUGCUUGGUGGUCUACCUUGGGGAAAACGAGGAUAAUCUUUUCGAAUAUGUGGAUUCUGAGGGCCAAAUUGGAGAUCUUGACAGUCGAGUGAUGAAGAUCCUAGUCACCAAAGGUGACCCAGCAUCUGAUCCAUCCAGUGCGAUCAUCAUGAUAGAGGGCACAGAGGUCCUGCAGGGGUUGGAUGUACCAAGAGCCUGUGCUUUGCUGAUGGGCCUCAUCUAUGCCCUCAAUCUGAGCUACCCACGGGAGCUGAAGCACACUUGCAAGGUAUUUCAGAAAUUAUUCCUGAAAAUAGAUGAUCAGAAAAGCAGCCCCAAAGUCACAUCUCUAAAGCAAAAGCUGCUGGGAAAAGCCUUUGAACCUCAUCGCUGAAAAUCAAAACAUGGACACCUCUCAUUUGUGCUCUGAUGGACUUGAUGUUCCAGUUGUUCUUUCAAGAUUACAUGGUUAAAUGUUAUCCAGCUUGCAUAUGAGAUGGUUACUGCUCCUGUUAUUCCAGUCUUUUGAGGUGGAUUGUCAUGUCUGGAGAGCUGGAAUAUUGCGAAGUGUAGUCUCUUCAGAUGACCCAGAAUGUUAACCCGUUGCGCUUCAGUUGCGCUUCAGUGUCCCGCCCGCGGUACACUUUGAGAUCUGCAUAAGCAAUUUGCUAAAUGUCUGAAACUGCAAACGCGAUUAUACAAACACUAUACGCUGAUGGAAAGCUGAGAUUCUCAUGAAUCCGCCGGUAUAAACCACUUUCAGAUGUGAUUACCACAGCGCGACUCACAUUUCCGGGUUCAUUAUUACACACAGAUGAAAAUAUUCCACAAAAAACGGCCAUAAUCCAACCUUGGACAUCCAGACGAAACAAGCCAGUAACAUAUUUUGUCCAAACCAUGUCUUGAAGUCGGUAUAUGAUCCACGAAUAGGUCGUUUUCACGGAAAUGCACCUCGCGAUGCGCAUCCAAUAUUCCCUGUAUUUCUCGUCAUAUUUUUAUUUACAAAUAGAAUAUUAGCGAUUUUUUUGUACUGAAAAUGGCUGGAAUUGACUGCAGCUUAAAGGGUUAAGCGUUUUUGAUAGUGCUGGUCAGUGGUAUUUGCACUUUAGAUCCACAAACAUAGUCACUGAGCAGUGACAUCAAACCACUGUGAACCUCACAGAUGCAAAAGGACACUUCUACAUCUUGACCAACUCAUGAACUGUGCCUUUAUGUUUGUGGAUCCAAAGUGCAAAUAUCACUGACAGCAUUAUCAAAAACGUGCUACUCAUAGUUCUCUGAAUCUAGAGCUGUUCAACUCAUUUAAUCCCAAAUUUUUAAGUGCAUGCAUAUUAAUCCUAGACCCCCUUACAUAUUACAUUUAUGUACUUUGUUUUUUAUUUUAUGAUGGUUAAGUUAAUGAAAAUUUAAGUUUUAUCUUUGGUCACAAUUGUGGCCGAUGGGAAACAGCAUAGUAAAACACACACAAUAGCACGGCACACACACUUGCACACCAUACACACUAAACACACACACACACACACACACACACACACACACACACACACACACACACACACACACACACACACACACACACACACACACACACAAACACUACACACUAACACAUUACAUACACACACACAGUAACAUACUUCUGACAAAAACUGACCAAAAUGGCAGUAUCAAGAUCUUAAAUAAAGGAAGUUGAUGUUUAACAGCUCUGAUUCAGAGAACUAUGAGUAGCAAGUUUUUGAUAAUGCUGUCAACCACAUUUGCACUUAUAUUGGGCACAACCGGGUACCGUUCAUGAGUUGCCAAAAUGUAGAAGUGUUCUUUUACCUCUGUGAGGUUCACAGUUGUUUGAUGUCACUGCCUCACCUCACUGUUAGAUCACUGAAUCAAGAUAGAUAUGUCAAAUUUCAAGUUUACAGGUGUUUACAAAAUAAACGUUUGGAACAGUGAA
Acanthochromis polyacanthus (spiny chromis) is the source of this 8700-nucleotide messenger RNA. RefSeq names its product sterile alpha motif domain-containing protein 3-like. NCBI's taxonomy places the organism in Eukaryota, Metazoa, Chordata, Actinopteri, Pomacentridae. The transcript has 8 exons. The record is from RefSeq and is a predicted model, not a curated record. Bases 5389 to 7146 code for a protein of 585 amino acids.